This is a messenger RNA of Trypanosoma grayi, 1674 nucleotides long. RefSeq lists its product as hypothetical. NCBI's taxonomy places the organism in Eukaryota, Euglenozoa, Kinetoplastea, Trypanosomatida, Trypanosomatidae. The record is from RefSeq and is a predicted model, not a curated record. The coding region runs from base 1 to 1674 and encodes 557 amino acids. The transcript has a single exon.
AUGGAGGCUUCCCUUGCCGAGGCGAGCACCCAAUACAAGCAAAUAGGAUAUGGGGACGGCGAAAAAGUAUCACCGAUACCAACAAUUCCUCAGGGCACUUUCCAAACUGAUGCAGAGGUCGAGACAUUGCGGAGGGCCACAACCUGUGAGGAACUGCCCCACAACGAAAAUGGAGACCUAGAAACCUCUAAAGGCUCCUCCAAUGCCUUGUUGACAACACACCACAAACUGUGUUUCAAAGGGGAUCAAUGGGGGUUGGUUCUCGAGAAAUACUAUGACGAGCUUUAUAAUGCAUUUAACAGUGAGACUGCAAAAGCAUUAGAUGUUUCCUGCGCCGAUGUAUUCGGAAUAGUUUUCUAUCUCGGGUCUCUUACAGUUCAGUUCUCGGUUCAUCACACUGAAAACAUCUCGGGAAGUGACGUGAAUAGCACACUACUCGCUCACGACUAUGCGGAUGUAUGGGCAUUGUACUACCAAGUAAAAACAAAACUACCCGAUAUACCCGGUACAAACGACCAAGAAGCACCACGUAUAUCGCGAACUUCACCGGGAAUCGGAAGCCAAAGUGAAUUAGACAAAUCAACGCCUGGCAAAUCUGCACAAGAGGAGAGUUUCUCCGUUAACAAGGCUGCCGCUGCUGAAGACGAUUUCACAACGACAAACAUCACCCCUAACCCAAACUCUCCGCAAGCAUCGAGAAGCCACCUUUUAAGCUUCCCCGGAUUGGAGUGGGGAGAGAUUCUAAAACAUCACAAAAAGGAGCUUAAAACCGCUAUUGCACUCGACGUAUACGACGCCACGGAGAGGACUGCAAAGGCUGAACUUCAGCUUAGUUUUGAUGACCAAACACUUUCCGCCAGAUGUAUAUUUGCACACGAGAUCAACAUGACGCCGACAAGAAUUAAUCGACAGCUUUUGGAACACAAAUACAGCCGUGUCUGGAAUCUAUACACCCAAAAAACGAAGUGCAUCGAAAACAAUUCAGACAAAAAGGCGGAAGAGAAAGACAACACAAAGAAAGAAACAGCACCCAGCGCCAAACACACAGACGAUAACUGUCUAACCGAGACGGGCCACAAAGCACUUCCUAUUGGGGACACAUCAUCCGAAAAUACGGCACAACCAUUAACCCCGCCGAAAAGUGUUCAGCACGAGACCCCCAAACCCAAAGCUAUUACAGGACUAGCUUCACCUCAUGGGGCCCUUGCUGUUAAUAGUGAUGAUCCCCUGACAGAAAUAAAAAUUCUCUCACCCAACUGCCGCGUGCUUGGUGGAUAUCCUCUAAAGGAAGACAUUGUUCCUCUGGAGGUUGUAUCUUCCUUUCCGCAUAAAGAGGAGCUUGUGGUGACAAAGCACCGUGUGCGGUUUGAGGGCGAUGACUGGGACCUUGUUGUCGAGCAGAAGCGCGCUGCUCUUUGCGAGGCGUUUGACGCAGACGUGUGCAGUGCGGUCGGGAUCCCCCGGGGCUCCGUGGUGAAUGCUGAGUUUAUUCUCGGCAGUCUAUGUGCUGAGUUCGGUGUCCGCCAUGCGCCGUCGCUUCGGAAGCGCGAGAUCAACCGGUGCCUUGCGGGGUGUGAGUUCAAGGAGACCUGGAAGCUGUACGAGCCACGGGGAGGCGUGCUCAGGGCUCAAGACGUUGUGCUUCCUAGUGGCGCCGAAACCGAGGANUGCUGA